Perognathus longimembris pacificus (Pacific pocket mouse) is the source of this 1702-nucleotide messenger RNA. It is a transcript of the gene Ssr1, whose product is annotated as signal sequence receptor subunit 1. The transcript is spliced from 8 exons. Bases 100 to 960 code for a protein of 286 amino acids. The record is from RefSeq and is a predicted model, not a curated record. Gene Ontology annotation, cellular component: endoplasmic reticulum; endoplasmic reticulum membrane. NCBI's taxonomy places the organism in Eukaryota, Metazoa, Chordata, Mammalia, Rodentia, Heteromyidae.
CCUCCUCCCCCCUCGGAGCCCGGAUGAAGAGUAACGCCAUUGCCGCCAGAGCCUCUGAGAACCCUCGCGGACACGACUGGACCCUGGACCGGCCGCGCUAUGAGCCUCCUCCCACGCCUGCUUCUGCUGCUCUUGCUGGUGUUUCCCGCCACCGUAUUGCUCCCGGGCAGCCGGGCAGGGUCAUUAGUGGUGGCUCAAGAUCUUACAGAAGAUGAAGAAACAGUGGAAGAUUCAGUAAUUGAAGUUGAAGAUGAUGAAGUUGAGGUAGAAGAAGAUGAACCCACAGAUUUGGCAGAAGAUAAAGAGGAAGAAGAUGUGUCUGGUGAACCUGAAGCUUCACCAAGUGCAGAUACAACUAUCCUGUUUGUAAAAGGAGAAGAUUUUCCAGCAAAUAACAUUGUGAAGUUCCUGGUGGGCUUCACAAACAAGGGUACAGAAGACUUUAUUGUUGAAUCUUUAGAUGCCUCGUUCCGUUAUCCUCAGGACUACCAGUUUUACAUCCAGAAUUUCACAGCUCUUCCUCUGAACACUUUAGUGCAGCCCCAGAGACAGGCAACUUUUGAGUAUUCCUUCAUUCCUGCAGAGCCCAUGGGUGGACGGCCCUUUGGUCUGGUCAUCAAUUUGAACUACAAGGAUUUGAAUGGCAAUGUAUUCCAAGAUGCUGUCUUCAAUCAAACAGUUACAGUUAUUGAAAGAGAGGAUGGGUUGGAUGGAGAAACAAUCUUUAUGUAUAUGUUCCUUGCUGGUCUUGGACUUCUUCUUGUUGUUGGCCUUCAUCAACUCCUAGAAUCUAGAAAGCGCAAGAGACCCAUACAGAAAGUAGAAAUGGGUACAUCAAGUCAAAAUGAUGUUGACAUGAGUUGGAUUCCUCAGGAAACUUUGAAUCAAAUCAAUAAAGCUUCACCAAGAAGGCUGCCCAGGAAGCGGGCACAGAAGAGAUCGGUGGGAUCUGAUGAGUAAAUGUUCCUUUGCGCAACAAUGCAGUCUGUGCUUACCUUGCCUAAUGUUUCUCACCUGAUGAGAAUUAGUACAGAGAAGUCAUGCCACCAUAGACGGCAACUACUACUUCUGUGUGGACUGAGCAAUCAGAGUCUGUGGCAAUAAUAUUGCUGAAAAUGCACUGCAUUUGUUUUUCUAAAAGUAACAAAUUUGGGUUUUUUUUAAACCAUUAAAAUCUGUGUGUGUGUGUGUGUCUGUGUGUGUGUGUGUGUGUCUCUAAGCAGUUGGUGUUACCAUAAUCAUUGUUGAACUACCUGAAAUCUGCCUUUAGCAUACUAAAUAUAAUGCUCAUUUCUCUUUUUAAAAUUUUCUCAUUUUUGUCCCCGAUCUCAAUGGAUAUUUGCCCUUAUUAUGAAGUCUCACCUUGAACUAUUUUAAGGAAAUAGUUUCUUUCUUGGAACCAUCUAGAUUGAGACUCAAAUUAGCAGUUUGUUGUUGCUCUGCUACAAGAAGUAUUCUAAAGGCACAAACAGGAGAACCUUCUUUGUUAGCAAUAGAAUUGUUUUGUUAUUCUGUUACUGUUUGCAAUAAUGCACACCUUGAGAAAACUUACCAAAUGGACUCGAGGAAUGGACUCGAGGAAUUUUGGGAAUUCUAGCAACAAAAUUGUGAAAUAUGAAAAUUUUGCUGACUUUGGAAUACAAAAUUGAACCUUGCCUCUUUUUUUUUUUAAACAAAAAAACAGUACAUUUGUGCAAACUGA